Messenger RNA from Cylicocyclus nassatus, 2637 nucleotides. The record is from the annotation of a GenBank genome assembly. NCBI's taxonomy places the organism in Eukaryota, Metazoa, Nematoda, Chromadorea, Rhabditida, Strongylidae.
AUGGGUUACAGAAAAGUCUCAGAAGAUAGGGAAACUGUAACCUUGGAAAAGAAUGAUGGGCCUGCAAAUCCGUGGGGUGCGGAUAUACCGCACAUCUAUUUUGCUUCAAGGACACUAAAGAAAGUACUCAAUGUAAAAAUCUACUCUCCUCAAAGAUACGACCCGCCGAGCGAUUUAUUUCCUAAUUUGAUGCAACCAUGGAAGGAAGAUUUGCAACCGAUGGUCGAAAACAGCCUCGUGUUAACCACCAAAGAAGUAAACAACGUGUUCUCCUUUGCUAUAAAAAGAGCGUCUACACAAGUCACCUUGUUCGAUAGCUCACACGGUCCUCUAAUAUUUUCUGACAAGUUCCUUCAACUUACUAUAUUGCUGCCUUCUGAACAAAUGUAUGGAUGGGGCGAAAAUGUUCAUGAAACGCUUAAACAUGACUUCUCGGACUAUACAACUUGGGCAAUGUUUGCUAGGAAUGAGGACACUGGUGCAGAGUCGGUUUCUAAAAGAAACCUUUAUGGUGUGCAUCCAUUUUACAUGGUGGUCGAGGAAGACGGUAAUGCUCACGGAGUGCUCAUAUUGAAUACUAACGCUCAAGAAAUCACUACAGCUCCCGGACCUGCCUUGAUUUACCGCACAAUAGGAGGCAAUCUCAACCUUUUCUUUUUUCCCGGGCCCACUCCUGAGAAAGUCAUCCAGCAAUACCUAGAGAUGAUUGGUAAACCUUUCCUUCCUGCCUACUGGGCAUUCGGAUUCCAAAUUAGCCGUUGGGGAUACAAAAACAUCAGUGUUGUGGAAAAAGUGAUUGAGAAAAAUAUCAAAGCUGGGGUACCAUUGGAUGUAGUCGUGUACGAUAUCGAUUACAUGAAUGAACGCAGAGAAUUCACGCUUGGAAAAGAGUUUGAAGGACUCCCAGCUUACAUAAGAUCGCAGCGCGCCAAUGGAUUGCGGAGUGUACUCAUUUUCAAUCCUGCUAUCCCAGUGAAUCACGAGUCCUUCGAGAGAGCUCUUAAAGCGGGAGCACGCUUCGUAGAAUGGGAGAGAAAAGAUCAAGUUAUGCGUUCGGCUCAGGAUCGCUAUCCGCUUGUGAAGGAUACAAAGAUAAUGCUCGGUGUAACUUGGGCGAACGAAUAUGCAGCGUUUCCUGAUUUCUUGGACCCAAAUAGCAGUACGGCAGAUUGGUACAUCAACGAAUUUACAAGGUUCCAUGAAAAAGUUCCAUAUGAUGGUAUUUGGCUAAGUUUAAAUGAACCUACCAGUUUUUACACUAAUGAGCAUGCGUCCUCUUACUUUCACAGUUUUCACGAAGAUUCCAAGAUUAUGCCUAUUUUCUGCCCAAAAAAUGCGGAUGAUCAGUACUCAGACUGGGAUGUAGUGUUAUAUUCGACGCACGCUGUAUUUCUUGAUGAACGCAAAUUGAAAAAUUCAUGGCUGGCAUCAAAAACAUUAUGUAUGGUAGGUAUGGCAGGUGGUGGCAAACAGCGUCUUUACAAUGUAAAGAAUCUAUAUGGUCUUAGCCAGGCCAAAGUAGCUUUACAAGCUCAAUACAAAGCAACAAAGAAGCGGGGAUUUGUAGUGUCACGAUCUACUUUCGUUUCAAACGGACAGUACUCCGGACAUUGGCUGGGUGAUAAUACAGCGUCCUGGGAGGACCUUAGAAGAGCCGUCAUUGCGGUUCAAGAAUUCAAUAUGUUUGGCAUUCCAUUUGUUGGGUCGGAUAUUUGUGGAUUCAAAGACGACACGACUGAAGAGCUUUGUCUGAGGUGGCAACAAGUAGGCGCUUUUCAUCCACUUAUGAGAAAUCAUAACAGCUUUGAUAGCAUUCCGCAAGAUCCCGCUCAGUGGGCUUCAGUAACCUUUGCGACAAUAAAAGCAAAUCGUUUCCGUUAUAGCUAUCUGCCAUAUCUCUUCAGCCUACAUUUCAAGGCAUCAUUGUAUGGAGGAACCGUUGUCCGACCUUUGUUUUUUGAAUACCCAAAUGAUGCGGGUGCCCACAAUGCAGAAUACCAGUUCCUUUGGGGUAGAUCAUUGCUUAUCGCUCCUGUUGUUUAUGAAGAAGAAAAUAGUGUUGAGGCAUACGUGCCUGAGGAUGACUGGUACUCCUUGUACGACUAUAAAUACGGGCGCAGGAUUGACAGUGGUGAUCAAGACUUGCCAGCUCCUUGGACUUUUCUCAUUCCAGUUCUUGUGAGAGGAGGUUCAAUAAUACCACGUCAGCGUCCUGAAAACACAACAGACCGUACACGGAAAAAUCCAUUCGAACUUCUGAUUGCUGCUCGAGAAACAAAUGGUUUGGCUAACGGAUUUCUUUAUUGGGAUGACGGUGAAAGUAUUGUUGAAUCAUUCAAGACUCAUCCAUAUUGUUCGUGGUUGUUUCUGUUUUCCACGAAUGGCACUGGAGCAACACUUGUCAUUGAUUUGCAACAUAAAACCGAAUUGCAAGUACUUCCCAAACUCGAUCUGUUAGAAAUAUUCAAUUACAAGGAUCCACCUGAUUUUUCAACGAUAUACCUAAACAAUGUAAAGGUGAAACUUGUUAAUGAGCUGUCCCAUUACAACGGAGAAACCAAGAUCUUAAUUAUCAAACUGAAAAGUGGAAUAGAUUUGACAGCAUCGGACCACAUGGAGCUUUCCUGGAAAAAUAAG